Drosophila obscura is the source of this 9127-nucleotide messenger RNA. It is a transcript of the gene mim, whose product is annotated as DNA N6-methyl adenine demethylase. Gene Ontology annotation, molecular function: phospholipid binding; actin binding. The record is from RefSeq and is a predicted model, not a curated record. Gene Ontology annotation, cellular component: cytoplasmic side of plasma membrane; actin cytoskeleton. The transcript is spliced from 19 exons. Gene Ontology annotation, biological process: plasma membrane organization; cell projection assembly. The coding region runs from base 1097 to 7561 and encodes 2154 amino acids. Lineage: Eukaryota; Metazoa; Arthropoda; Insecta; Diptera; Drosophilidae.
GGCCCGCAAAACAACAGAAAUUCGGAACCGUAUUCAGUAGUUCCAAUAUUCGCUAUUUUUUAAAACAAAAGCUGUCAGAAGGCGUCCGCAAAUUUGAAUAAAAAUGUGCGCUAGUGGCAGUCGGUAUUAUUCGUAGAGUUUCUGUACCCUGACGCCGCUGAUCCGCUCUGUUUGCGGGCUGGCCUGUUUUUGUUUGUCUAUAAGAAAAUCUGAAUCUGAGUCGUCCGUCGCGUCGAUAUCGAAACGCAAAACGAAAGAAAACGAAUUAGAAAUAGGCGAAAACAAGGCAAAGGAAUAACAGUUAAACACACACCUAACUGUUGUCUGGCCGACGAAAAAAAGGAGUGCGAAAAGUGCGCGAGAAAAAUCACCGAAAACCAAAGUGCAAGGAGAGGAGGAGGGAAAAGUGUACGGUUCCGAUUUGGAGCUGAAAAGCGAAUAAUUUUAUGCAAUUUUCAAAGGCAAACAGAAAUUAAGCGUCUGUCUGCCAUGCCAGUGUAUGUGUGUGUGCGUGUCCCAUGUCUGUGAGUGUAUAACAAAAGCAACAACAACUACGGGAGAGCCAAAGGAAAGGAUCAACGGUGCCGCGCCGCUCGGGGUAGUUUGUUUGAACAACACAGACCAUCCAACCAGGAGGCGGAAGGAGAGUGGGAGGAAAGCAGGAGCAGUAGCAGGAGUUGAGGGCUGGCUGGGAGAGCGCAGAGAACACACACACACACACGGGCACACACUCCUUUGUGCGCUUUUGCCGCCUGGAAUGCAAUGCUACAACAACAACCACAGGAUGGUCCGAAGGGGAGGAAACGCUUAAUUGUUUGCAGCAGCAGCAGCGGCAGCAUCCCGAAAUCGCAAACAAACGACUGCAUUUACGGCUCCGUGGGAUACUUUUUUGUGUGCUGAAAGCAGAUGCACGUCGACUGCUUGAAGAGUGCAUUAUCAACUUGGCUUUUCCAAUCAAAAUGAAACAAAAGUAAUCAAAUAACUAAUAUAUGUAGAAGGAAAAAAGUUAGUCCAAGCGAGCGAACGAAUAACGAAAUCCGAAAUUCGAUCGACAUACCAUAUACCGAGAACAAGAGUCAAAUACUACUAAGGAAAAAUGGAUCUAAGUCUGGAACGAGAUAGCUCUGCUCUGGGUAGUCUGUUCCAACAGAUUAUCAAUGACAUGAAGAAUACUUCUCCACUGUGGGAUGAUUUCGUGGCAAAGGCCAGCAAAUUACACACAUGCUUGAGGGCUGCCAUACAGGCAAUUGCCGCCUAUUUGGAUGCCUUCCAGAAAAUAGCCGAUGCGGCCACCAAUUCCAGAGGUGCCUCCAAGGAAAUUGGUACCGCCCUGACCCGCGUCUGUUUGCGUCACAAGGCGGUAGAGACCCGCCUGAAGACCUUCACCAGCGCCAUUAUGGACUGUCUGGUGCAGCCGCUGCAGGAUAAGAUCGAGGAUUGGAAACGAACCGUGGCCACCAUCGACAAGGAUCAUGCCAAAGAAUACAAGCGCUGCCGGAGCGAGCUGAAGAAGCGCUCCAGCGACACGCUGCGGCUCCAGAAGAAGGCCCGCAAGGGUCAGACCGACGGCCUUCAGUCGCUGAUGGACUCCCACAUGCAGGACGUGACCCUGCGCCGCGCCGAGCUGGAGGAGGUGGAGAAGCGAUCACUGCGGGCGGCCAUGGUGGAGGAGCGGCUGCGCUACUGCAGCUUCGUUCACAUGCUGCAGCCGGUGGUGCACGAGGAGUGCGAGGUGAUGUCCGAGCUAGGACAUCUGCAGGAGGCCAUGCAGUCCAUAGCUCUCGUCACCAAGGAGCCCAGUGUCCUGCCGCAGGCCUCCGAGGAGCUCAUCCACGAUGCCAAGGCCAGCAUCAAUCUGUAUCCGGAGUCACCGGGCGGUGGAUCCGGCUCUCAGGGCGGCGGCUGCACCAACUCUUUGGGAUCUAGGAAGAGCUCUGUGUGCUCCAUCAGCAGCAUGAACAGCAGCGGAUCGAGCAACUCUCCGGGUCAUCAUCACUAUCCGCGCUCACUGUCGCAGUUUGUAACGCCCGCAAUUCGCUUGAAACCUGGUGAAUCCAGUGAUAGUGGCUUUUGCUCAUCGCCAGCUCUAACAACACAGACAUCGAACGCGACGAAUCAGACGGCAAAUGUGUCGACAUGGCCGCCACAUUCCCAGGACGUGGUGGAUACACUACCACCCACGGCCGAUCGACCGCACACCAUUUCCACGGCAUACGAGAAGGGUCACCAGCGUCCGCCACUGACUGUUUACACGUUCCAGAACCCGGAGACCAUUCACGAGUCGGGGAGCGGCAGCAUCAACAACGGAUCUGUGGCAUCAUCCAACGGACAGCCAUCAUCGGGCCAAACCACACCGGCCACCCAGAAGUCACCGGCCGCAUCGCUUAGUCGUCCGCCUCUGCCAGUUAAGCCGGCCCAUGUGCGCUGCUCGUCGUUGGAGCGUCCGCUCUCGGCGCAGAGUAACCACCGUCAGGGCAGUGGAAGUGGUGGCCUGCUGCAGCGUCAGUGCCCCUCACCGAUACCAGCUCAUAUCACGAAAGAGCUGUCCGCAGCACAUCAUGCACAGCAGCAGCAGCAACAGCAGCUCCAACAGCAGCAGCAGAACCCGCCCACAUACGUUAACAUGUCCGAAUUGGCCAACAUGGCGGCCUUGAAGCUCACUAACCACCAACAGCAGCAGCAACAGCAGCCACAGCCACAGCAGCAGCAACAACAGAAGCCCACGCCACCGCCUCUGCAGCAGCAGAGUUCUUUUGAUUCGAUCUGCUCCCAGCAUUCCAACGACUCCUCGGGCUCCCAUCAGCUUUUCCAGCAGCAGCAGCAUUCACAUCAGCAGCAACAGCAACAAACGCCCCAUGUUGCCCAGCACAUUGCCACACGCUCCCAUUCCAUAUCCUCGACGGCCUCGUCGCUGCACUCGCAUCCAUCGAUCGACUCGACGGUCGCUUGCGGCUCCCUUGUGGGCCAGCACACACACAGCACCAGCACCAACACGAACACCACCUCGCCGUCCAGUGGCAGCUCCACGCCACAGAAUCAUUACUCGCCCCUGUUAACCAACUCACCCACGUCCACUGCCGCAGGUACGCCCAGUGGAAGCAGCAUCAGCACCGGACUGGGAUUCGUAUACCAGGUCAGCUCGCCCACGCCGCCGACAAGCGAGGUGCAGGUGCUAAAGAUCACCGAACAGGCGGGAUCUGUGCCGCCGGCCAGUGCCGAGGAGACGGACGAACGGUCGCGUGCCUCUGUGCUGCAGAAGGCCUCCAUGUUUGAGAAGCAGGCGGCAGCCGUGGCAGCAGCUGCCGGUAGUGUGUCGCCACCGGUUCCGGCCACGGGUCCAUCGAGUGCAGCGGCUGUCACAAAUGCCGGGGGACCGAAACGAUCCGAGGCCGAGCAACAGGAAAUGGACAAAUCUUUCGAAGACUCAAUCCAAGCAUUAAAUAAUUUAAUUGGCGAACUAGACUCGUUCCAACGUGAGAUCGAUGAGGGCAAGGGCAAGCAGAACAGCAACAGCAGCAGCAACAUUAGCAACAACAACCUGACGACGAGCAGCAGCAGCAGCGAGAACAACAAUAUGCUCCCCACCUGCAUCACCAGCAUCGCCAGCACCACCAACAUCGAACUGUGCGGCAUCAGCAACCAGACAAACUCCAGCGGCUGUGGCACGGACAUAUCGGACACCACCUCCGAGGAACUGGCCGGCGAGGAGGGUGGCCACCUGAUGGACCCCACGCUGGCGGAGGCCAGACGGCGAGAACGAGAACUGCUGGGCGCCAGCGAUUCGGAGCUGAGUCGCUGCUAUGUGAGCGAGACGAGUUCGCUGACCGGCGGCCUGACAGCGGGCGGCUACGAGAACCCCACGUUCGCCCACUUUGUGGCGAGUGCGAACCGCGAUGACCCCUACAACGGGGGGUCGGGCAGCGAGGGUCGAUCCCUAUAUGCGCCCGCCUCCGUGUCCGUGUCCGCGGACUGCAUCUCGCUGGCCGGCUCCGACAGCAUCUGCCUGUCGGGGCAGCCGCGGCACGCCUACGUGGACACCUGCAGCGAGAGCGGCAGUGCCGUCGUGGUGAUCUACGACCACCAGAUACCCAACACUCCGGACAUUGAGUUCGUCAAGCAGAACUCGGAGAUAGUCCUGCUGCGCACCAAGGACCCCCAGGUGCAGUCGCAGCUGCAGCUCCACGAGAUGCGCGAGCUGCAGCAGCUGCCCUCGAACCUGGCCGGAUCCCCGGACUCGCCGGAUUCGGGCAGUGGCAAGGCGCCCCCGCCGGCAACAGCAACUGUGGCGCCCGCCAAGCAGCGACUCUCCUCGUUUCGCGCCACCAGCGAGCAGCAGCUGCAGCUGCUCGGACGCGGCAGUCCCCAAAGAGGUAAAGCAAACCACGUCGAGCAGCCGUCCCAGCAGCAGCGACAGCAACACCCACAGCAGCCGGCACAGGGGACAGUCAGUGAUAGCGGUAGCCUCCCAGUAGAGCCUGCUGUGAUGCGGCGACAGCUGCCCCCAAAGCCCACCAGCCUCAGCCUGAGCCUUUUCAAUGGUGCUGGUACGGGUGUGGGUUUGGGUUCGGGUCCGGCUCAGCUCCAGCCUCCCAGUGUAGCCGACAAGCCAUUGAUACCCCGAAAGUCAGACUUUAAGGCCGACUUAGAUGCCAAAAUACGCAAGCAGAAGCAGAAGGUUCAACAGCAAUUACAGCAGCAGCAGCAGCAACAACAGCAGCAGCAGCAACAGCAACAAAUGCCACAGCAGCCACUGCAACAGCAACAACACUCACCACAGUCGCCCCAAACCAGUAACUGUAAUGUCACUAAUAGCCCAGCAGCAGUCGUUGUUAUUGCAUCCGCAUCAGAUCCAAACUCAAACUCGAACCCGCAUCCAUACCAAAACCACAACCAAAAUCAUAGAAUGCCAAGCCAAAAUCAAACAACAGCAACAUCCAAUCAUAUGCCAAACAAGACGCCCCAAACAGCAGCGACAACAACAUCAGCAUAUCCAUCUGCAACAACAGAAACCCCAACAUUAUCAUCAUUGUCACCUCGCGGCGGUCUGUCACAACCAUCAGCAUCGUCACCAUCAACAUCAUUACCAUCAUCAGCAUCUGCAUUUACAUCGAUAUCGACAACAUCAAAUGCAAACGCUCUUGCUACGCUGCCCGUUGCCACUGCCCCCUGCAGAUCACCAGCAUCAGCGCCACCACCACCCGCCCAUCCAUAUGUGUGCUCCUCGAAUGCCGCCAACCCCCAAGCCAACCAUCAAGCCAAUACGAAUUCCAAUGCCAAUGCCAGUCUAAAGCCGUGCAUUACGCCCCGGCCGGCCUCGUUGUCGGGAGGAGGAGGAGCAGGAGGUGGAUUAGGAGGAGGUGGCUCAACGCGCAUCGCACGUCGUUCGUCCAUCAAUCAGGCGAAGCCACCGCCGCCAGUGCGACGCAGCUCCUCGGUGACACCCAGUCCCAAUGCCUCGGUGGGGCACGCGACGCAUCUGCAACUGCAGCAUAACCCGCCGCUAAGCAGCUCCAGCGAGCAUCUACCACCACCGCCUGCCUUUAUGCUGGAGUCCAUGUCCAGCUCACCACCAGCGGCCAUGCCGAGCUCCGCUCUGAAGGUGUCGGAGACGGUGCGGGCCCUGGCAGCCAUGCGGCAUCAGCCUGCCUCGCCUGGUACGCUUAGACGCAUACAGCAACAGCAGCAACAACAGCAGCAGCAGCAACACCAGCAGCAGCAGCAACAGCAGCAGCAACAACAACAGUUGCAACAGCAACAUCAACCCUUACUGCAGUCCGUGCACAACUCCCCCAUGAACGAAGACCUGAGUUAUGAGACCUACUAUGACUCCUAUAUGGAUCUGCAGGCCUAUGCUCAUGCCUUGGCCAAUGGCCAACAGCAACAGCCGGGCCAGCAGAUGCCGCCACCCCUGCCACCACCCAACCAGCAACGCUUUAACCAUCAACAGCAAAAUCAUCAGCAGCAGCAGCAAUAUCACUAUCCACAGCAGCAGCAGCAACAUGUGCCACAGAAGCCGCCAACGCCCCCUGUCUACCAUGCCCCACCAGCACCACCGUCAAAAGCGGAUGCCACGUUCCGCACCUCGUCACCAGCCGCAGGCGGAGGAGGCGGUGGCAUCUAUGCCCAGCCCAAGUUGGUCAACAACAUGUCCAGCUUCCGCACCAGCAGCCCCAGCCCAAAUGGGCAUGCUCACCCACUGCCACCGACACAGCCCAAGGCGAAUCCGAAUCUAAUUGCACAGCUCAAUGCACGACUCAACAGCAAGCAGCAGCAUCAGCAACAACAUCAUCCUGCCGAGGGGAUAUACGGCAACCAGCAGCAACCUGGAGGCGAGUCGAUUUACACACGGAGCGGCCUGUCCAUGUCCCAGCCGCAACAGCAGCAACACUAUGACGCAGCUGCCCAAAUUCCAAACAUGCGACAGGCUCAGCAGCAGCUACAGCAGCAGCAGUACCAACAUCUGCAGCAGCAACAGCAGCAGCAUUAUACGUGCCCGCCUCCACUGGAGGAUCCGCCACCACCGCCCAUUUACAGUGCCGGAGCAUCGGCCACGAUGCCAAAGAAGAUGGCACGCCCCCAUGCUGGACAGAGUGCGGCCUCCCAGUUGAGCGCCUAUGCAGCAGGCUCGGCGACAGCUACGCUACCCAAGAACAUGAUGCAGCAGCAGCAACGUUUACAGCAGCAGCUACAACAACAGCAGCAGCAACAGCAUCAACAUCAACAUCAACAAUACCAACAGCCAGCAGGCAUGGGCAAUGGCAAUGGUCAUGUAAAUCAGCGUCCGCAGUUGCCACUUCCCCAGCAGCAGAUGCAGCAGCAACAGCAAAAAUUGCGAGCUGCACAACAGCAACAUUUGGCGGAACAACAACAACAACAGCAACAUCAGCGCCAGCCACCCAUACCGUCGCGCCACUCGAGUGUGCAGCAAAAGAUAUUCGUGUCAACGAAUCCAUUCAUACAAACGACGGCCGUCAAGUUCCAUUCGCCCUCAGCCUCGCCCACUUGCGGCUCGCCUGUAACUGGAUCUGGGUCUGGAUCCUCGGGUAGUAUUUAUGCCACAACGGCGCGUGGCAGCCACCACCAUCAUCAGCAGCAGCACCAGCAGCAACAGCAAAUACAUCAUUCACAGCAGCAGCAACAGCAUUAUUAUCGCGAUGCUGCAGGGGGCAACAGCAAUGGCGGCGCUGCUUACUACAACCACAAUAAUGCCCAUGGCCAUGGCCAUGCGAACGUCCACGCCAAUGCCCAAGCCCAGGGCCACGGCCACGCCCACAUGACCCAUGCCCAGCCACAUCAUCCAAACUAUGCCACAAGCACAAAUAUCGAAAAGACUGGCAGCAUACGGGCCAAGAACAAGGCCGAGUUCCUCGAGAAUCUUAAUGCGAAACUGGCCAAGCAGGGCAUGUCCGGCCGAGCAUUCGCCGUGCGAAAUCUCAUCAAUAGCAAGGCCCUGCCGGAUCCUCGCAUUUGUCACGAGUCGCUGAUGGAUCAGAUAAAACGCGGAGCCCCUUUGAAACGUAACCAGAAGAUUAACGAUCGCAGCGCUCCUAAAAUACAUUAAAUUAGCCCUUAGACUUACGCAAAUUAAUAUUAUUUAUUACUAUUAUUAACAUAUAUGAAAUAAUCAAGAGGCCCCGGGGCCUGCUCGAUUGCAGGCUACUGCAGAGUUUGGUUUGAAACUGAAAACUCGUAUAUACAACAUACAACCUAAACACAUAUGAUUACGGUACACAAUAUACAAUAUAUUGAUGAUAUUUAGCGAGCGUGUUAAGCCACACUUUAAUUAAUCAACAGUUCUCCUGAUUUUCCAUCUCCCAAAAAUAUCCGAAAAGGAUUUAUUCAUUCGAUAAGUGAAAACGACAACACAAUGGAAGACAAUUGGUUAGUCCCUUUUCGUGUUUAUUUAUAAUUCAAUUCUCGAAUUUACCUUUAAAGAAAAUAUUAUGUUUAUGUAUGUAUUUAUCAUAAUUUCCUUUGUUUAUGUACAUACACAUAUAUCUGAAUAUGAUUUGAAAAACCAAUUGAAACUAAUCUGACGCCUAAUAAAUGGAAUAUAUCUUAUAUAUGUAUAUUUUGAGUUUUCCUUUAACCAUUUUUAUUUGCAACUGCAAUUGCAACUGCUUGUCAAUUGGGAUAGGUCUGAGCAUAUUUAACAAAAGUUUAUACAAACAUAUACAAUACCAAAUAGUUCUAGAUGUUAAACAAAAUACAAUAUUGAAAUCCCACUGCAACUGUACUGCAUUUCUGCAAGGAAUAUACUCGUAAGAAAUUGGAUUUGCUUUUCACAUAUAUAAAAAAAGCCAAUUACUGCCAAGCGGAGAGGGGAAUUUCAGAGACCAACCGUCCCCAGUCUUUCGCACUAGCGUAGCCGCCAUAUGAACAUGUUCAUAUCAAAGAUAGCAAAUACGCUACAUAACAUUUCCAUUGGACUGAAUCUUUUACUGUCAUUUUAAAUGCAUAGCCGCCGCGUAGACAUAUAUCAUUUCCGUUCAUAUCAGUUCAACAAACAGAACAAAAUCGGCAGUUUUAAACCCAAUUUAUAUAUAUUUCGGUUUUAAUGAACAGGUACUUAGCCCCAAGACACACUCGUAACUAAACACAUUUACUACCCUUAAACUACAACAACUUUUUAAUACCCAAACUCGUUCUACUUAUGUACUAUGUAUGCUAGUUAAUAGACUUUUUAAAUAUUUACAAAAUAUUUUGUAUAUACGCUUUUUAAGGCUUCACCAAUGAUCAAUGAUCAGACUAUUGGCAAACUUGGUAACAAAAAUUGUGGCAAUAACUAAGCUAUAAAACUCCAUUAGUCUAGACUCUAGAGAGCAUAUACAAAUUUGUGGCAUCCGAAUACAUACGAGUACGGGCAUACAUAUAUAUAUUUUUUGGCGAUCGAUUCUACAUACAUACACAUAUAAAUGCAUAAUCACCACAGUUAAUUAACAUAGUAACGUGCAACAAUUAUUUACAAAUCUAAAUGUGAAUCUUAAAAGUAACGUGUUUUCCCUGUAUCAACUGAAAAUUAACGAACGUAUUAAGAGUAUCAAGCAAAUCCAAAUUGUAAAGCGUAUUUUUCAAUUCAUUUGCAUUUAGACAUGAGAAACAAUAAUAAAAUAUAUGUAAACGCAUU